AUAAAACUAACAACUGUUAUGAUUUAUUCAAUCCAUUUCAGCCAACAAAUAUUAACCUGUUUGACUAUAAUCAUGAGUGUAGCAGGAAAUUGGUGCCUUAUUGAAAGCGAUCCGGGGGUAUUUAAUGAAUUAAUGGCCGGUUUUGGUGCCGAUGGUUUAGAGUGUAUUGAAGUCUAUGACACUCAAAAUACAGAAUUUUUCAAGGAUGCUCUGGGGCUUAUUUUUCUAUUUCAGUGGGGAAAUGAUCAGAAGAAGGAAUCAAAACCUCUUGAUUUUGUUGACGAUAACUCAAUAUUUUUUGCAAAGCAGGUUAUCAAUAACGCCUGUGCUACUCAAGCCCUUAUAAACGUUCUUUUCAACGUAUCUUCCCCGAAUCUAAAACUUGGGACCACGUUAACAGAUUUCAAGUCGUUUGUUGCAGAUUUUGAUAGUCAUAUGAAAGGCACUGCGUUAUCGGAUUGUGAGAAAUUGCGUCUCACGCAUAACAGUUUCGCUCGGCCCCAGGUUUUUGAGGUCGACCAAAGUAACCAGGUCAGACCUGAGGAUGUUUAUCAUUUUGUUGGAUUUGUUCCUAUUAACGGUGCAGUGUAUGAACUUGAUGGGCUAAAACCGAGUCCUGUCCGUGUAGCAACAAUUAAUGAGGGCUCCUCCUGGUUGGAUGUUGCAUUGCCUGUCAUAAACACACGAAUGAGUGAAUGCUUGGACGGAAAAUUUAAUCUUAUGGCUCUUGUUCCAAGUCGUUUGCAGAUGUACCAAAAACUUGCCCUCAAAUAUGUUGCGAAUCCUCCCGUUGAUAAGAGUCUUAUUUCCCAAAAUGACUGCAAUAUCUACGCCGAAAAGGCUAAGUUAGCAGAACAACGAAGUGAGAAUAAUCGUCGAAGGCACAAUUACCUUCCUUUUAUCAUUGAAUACUUCAAAGUCCUUGCUGAGAAUAAUCUUCUUAUCCAGUCAGUGCAGACUGCGAAGAGCAAGUCAAAGGCCCAACAAUCUCGAGCUGUUGCUGCUGCUGCCAGGUCCUAA
Messenger RNA from Rodentolepis nana, 1020 nucleotides. Lineage: Eukaryota; Metazoa; Platyhelminthes; Cestoda; Cyclophyllidea; Hymenolepididae. The record is from the annotation of a GenBank genome assembly.